UGAGAGAAUUUAAUCAUGCGAAAUUUAUUAAUACAGGCAUUACUCAGCUUUUUACUCCUGUUAUCGAACAACAAUGCAUCUUAUUCUAAUAAAGCAAUUGAUGAUUAUUUAUUCUGUGAAGACCAUGGAGAAGUUCUCAUGAUUGAGCUUCAGACAUUCGUAGAUCCCCAGAAUGUGGAAGAAACAAUAAAACCUGAAAUUCUGAGACUUGAACAUUUAUAUCAAAGUAAAUGGGCGAAAGAAUUUCUGGAAUAUAAAUACAGGAAGGCGUUUGAAGUAGAUAUUGCUCUUCAGAGCAAAAGUUUUGGUAAACUUUUUGCGGAAACAUCAGGCAAUUCGAAAAAAGACGAAGUCCAAACUGAUGUGAUGAAGAGGGAUUUGAUGGAAGUGGAGAACGCAGUGAAUGCAAUCAAAGCUGACCUUCAAGGGCUGAGAACCGCAGCAGUCAACGCAUCUAAUGCAUACAGAAAAAAUUUAAAAACACUGAAUAAUACUGAAAUUAUGGAAGCGUAUAAGACGGCUCGUUACAAUUUUGCUGAUAGCACAGACGGACUACGUGACAUAAUAAAACUAUUGGAAAUGAAGAGGAUUGAAUUUUUAAAGUUUCAAACCCAGGAAUUUAGAAUCAACUGGAUCCUCGAUCAAAUGAAGAAAGAUGCCGAGCAGUAUUGAUGAGCUGCAGAAAAGAGAGUUCGAUUUCAAAGGAUUUCAAGCAUUGUUUGCUUCUCUUUUUUGUUAUUUGAUGACUUCGUCGAAAAGAAAAUUUUAUUCUCUACAACCGCCUAUUCAUUAAUUCUUUUUGUUUAAUUAAAUAUAACAUUUUCCUUUGUGA
Trichobilharzia regenti is the source of this 832-nucleotide messenger RNA. The record is from the annotation of a GenBank genome assembly. Lineage: Eukaryota; Metazoa; Platyhelminthes; Trematoda; Strigeidida; Schistosomatidae.